AGAGACACACACACAGAGCAACAAAGCAAUGUGCUUAACAUUUUUCCAUCCUUCAUCAAUCACAUUCUCUCAACACUGAGUAUUUCAAGCAUCACUUCAUUUGAGUUCUUUUUUUUUUCUCUUCAGAAUCAGUAAUUGAGCCUUAUAGCUUUAACCCCAUUUACCUAUGUGAGGUUUUACUAAUAAACAUUCCGAGGUUCAUAUUGUAUAUCUAUCUGUGAGGAGCUAUUCUUUGUCGCUUUCUUUGAAAGCAAAAACACUUAUUAUAAAUCUCGUAAGAGGUCACUAGCUCUCCUGUAAAGCUAGGACAUCUAUGGAGGAUUGCUCCAUGUGUAUGAGGUUACUAGUACCCUUGUGAAGCUAGAAAAUCUAUAGAGGAUUGUUCCAUGUACAUGAGGUUGUUACCACUCCUGUGAAGCUAGAGGCAUAGUGGAAAAUUUCAAGUGAAGCUUGACGAGUGGACGUAGGUUUGGUUAAAGUCGAACCACUAUAAAUCUUGUUUGCAUUCUCUUUCAUAAUCUCUUUACUCUAUUGCUCUAGCGAACUGAUAUAUUUGCUUGCAUUCACCGUGUUAGCUAUAAUUCUUUGCUAAAUUUAUCUAGAACAUAUUUUGUUAUUUACUUUUGUUAAGUUCAUCAUAUGCUAUAUUUGUUGUACUAGUUGAUUUAAUUUUUAUUUGGGAAUUGUUAGUUUUAAUUUGAAGAAACCUAAUUCACCCCCUCCCUUUAGAUUGCUUUUUGGAUAACAAUUGGUAUCAAAGCAUAGACUAUUGCUUAGAUUUAACUAUCUUAGAAUUUUCGUUCCAUGGCAACCAUAGCUAAUACUAGCAUUGUUGAAGAUCAAGCCACAAAUAGGCCACCCUUGUUUGAUGGUAGUAAUUAUAAUCAAUGGAAAGAAAAAAUGACUUUGUUUCUUCAAGCUACUAAUUAUGCUAUGGCUCAUUAUCACAAGAGGUACUAAAAUCCCUACCAAGGUAGUAGACAACAUUAGAGUGCCUAAAUCUGAAGAAGAAUUUGAUAAGCAUGACUAUAAACUCCGACAAGCUAAUGAUAAGGCCAAACUUAUCCUUGUACGUGGAUUAGAUGCAAAUGAGUACAAUAGUUUCUGGUUGUGGUACAACAAAAAAGAUUUGGGAUAAACUUGAAAUUAGUUAUAAAGGAACUAGUCAAGUAAAAGAGUCACAUAUUGAUAUGCUUAUUCAUGAAUAUGAGCUCUUUAAUAUGGAAUCCCAUGAAUCUAUUUCUGAAAUGUUUUCUAGAUGCAUUACUAAUGAUCUAAAAUCUCUUGGUAAAUAUUAUACUAAUGGUGAGCUUGUGAGAAAAAUUCUUAGGUCCUUGCCAAAGAAAUGGGAAGCUAAGAUUACUGCUAUUCAAGAAGCAAAGGACCUAACAAGAUUGAGCAUUGAAGGAUUCAUAGGCUCGCUCAUAGCUCAUGAACUUACAAUAAUGAAUGGAAGCAAAAAGAAAAAGAAAUCCAUUUUUGGGAAGAAGAUGAUGAAAGUUGCUCUGGUGAUGAAGGCAACAACAAGGAAGCAUCUCAUCUAUGCUUAAUGGCAAAAGAAGAUGAUGAGGGGGACUCACACUCCAUUCGAGGAUACAGAGCCACAUCUGCGAGGGAGUGGUAUAUGGACCUCCCCACUGGCGUCCGCCAGAUUGUUGACGAGGCCGAAUUCGGCUUAUUCUGCAUGGGGCUAUCGCAUCUCAUAGCGAGCAGGCCCUCGCUUGGGGCGCUGGUAGAGAGGUGGUGGGACACCACCAACUCUUUCUACUUCUCUACUGCGGGAGACAUGAUGAUGACGCUGUAUAACUUUGCUAUGCUUACCAGCAUCGAGGUAGGGGGUCAGCCGAUCCCAUAUGAUACAGACAUGAGCGAGUGAGAGGCCACCUGGAUCUACCUGUUGGGGGCUCAUCUGCGUAUCUGCCGAGCAGGGAUGGUGCGAUACACCUUGUUUGCAGAUCAUUUCAGACGGACCAGGGACCCUAGAAGAGAUCGAGCAGUAAGCCCGAGGCUUCUUAAUGUUCUUCUUUGGCAUCACUUUGUUCGCCGACAGGGCAAAGACUGUUGGGUUGUAUCUCUUAAGCGCCUUGGUGGACUUGUCUCGGGUCCGACUUUAUGACUGGGGCGGCGCUUGCCUCACUACCUUGUACGGCUACAUGAGCUCGACAUCCCACCGGAGCGGGAACAGAGUCGGUGGCUACUGGAGAGCUUGGGAGCUAUGGGUAUAUGCAUAUUUUUCCACCCUCGCCACAGAGCUGGAGGUGGAGAUGCCUCAUGUUAUACCUUAUUCUCACCGGUACGACGAUAGGUACAUGAGGAGGACUAGGGAGACCUUCUUAUUCUUCUGCCGGUAUUUUGACAUGGUGACAGCAGCGGAGAUCACAUGGCAGCCCUGGGCGACGAUGCCUGAGAAUGUCAGAUAGCAGUUUGCUGGCGCUUGGGGCGCUUCCCGUUACCGGCUUGUACUCGAGGGACCGGUAGGUCAAGCCUGGUUCUUAAGUGAGCGCUUCCUGCGCCAGACCUUGGGUUUGCCGUUGCAGGUGGUUUCCAUGCUACCUCCGCCAUCCAUGCAGGCUACAGAGAGUCUCUCCUCCCAGGAGGUGGCUGACUUUACACGAGGCGUGGAUGCUGACUACUUUCUUGGCGAGGGGGACUAUGCGACAUAUAUUCAGACGCAUCUCAUGCCUCCCUUGACAGGUACUCAUGCUCAUACAGGGAGAGCAGCAAAUGCCCCUUUGAUGAGCAGGGCUCAAGUGCCGAGGGGCAGGGCCAGAGGGGUACCCCCUACUAGACAGAGCUUUGGUUGGCCAGAGCUUCUGACUAAGUCGACAGGUUGGCAGUACACUGGAGAGGCUUACCGGAUUCCGAUUGAGCCUCCGGUGGCUGGUCACAAAUAUGUUAGAGCGCCUGAUUCACCUCCGGAACCCGCAAGGUACAUCAAGGGAUUGCUCGAGAUGUUGGCCUCAUUUGAGGGCAUGAUCUUGAGGAGGGAGGCACUAUUUGGCUUCCAUGGUAUUCAGGUCCCACCUUUACCGAUAGCACCGGUGACAGCAGUAGCAGGACCAUCAGCACCUCCUCCACCAGUAGGGAGAGAGAGACAGGUUCCUGUAUGUGGCCGAGGCUGGGCUAAGAGCGCCCAAGCUGAGAGUGGCCCUUCAGAGCCUAUUCUGAGCGAGUAUGACACUGAGACUAGCGAGACCGAGGAGGCUAUGGGUUAGUACGCUGAGUCAUCCGAGAGCAGAGAUGAUGAUGCUGGCUCGAAUUCUGCUAGUGGUGAUGCUAAUGCCGAGGAGGGCCUCGAGAUAGAGGGCGACGACGACUCCAGUUCCAGUUCUGAUUCAGCAUCAGGUUCAGAUUGUAGUGCCGACGGAGACAGCUCUGCAGAGUCCGCUCUGCCGAGGAAGAGGAUGAAGAGGGCCUCUAAAGCUUGAGAUAGCCAGAGCUGAUUCAUAUGUUUUUGCUUGGUUUCUUUUUGCUAGUAGUGUUAGCAUAUUUGUACAUCUUAGACAAUUUUAAUUUCUUUAAAACUUGUACUCUUUUGUAAAAAAUGUAACCAUGAUCGGA
Messenger RNA from Camellia sinensis, 3561 nucleotides. The record is from RefSeq and is a predicted model, not a curated record. Lineage: Eukaryota; Viridiplantae; Streptophyta; Magnoliopsida; Ericales; Theaceae.